AUGCCUACCGUCAACGUCGACAAGGAGGAGCUCUACACCGCCCUCGGAAGGGACUACACCUUCGAUGAGUUCAUGGACCUCUGCUUCAACUUUGGUAUCGAGCUCGAGGAAGAUACCUCGCCCAAGGAGAUGGCCAUUCGUGAGGUUGGAGCCCACAAGGUCGACGACAGCGUGUCGGAUAGACCCAUCUUGAAGAUCGAUAUCCCCGCCAACCGCUAUGAUCUGUUGUGCCACGAGGGUAUCUCUCGCUCGUUGUUGGUCUUCCAGGGCAAGGCCAAACCCCCAGUCUUCAAGGCUAUCAUGCCCGCUGACGGAAAGCUCCAGAAGUUGACCGUCAAGCCCGAGACCGCUGCCAUUCGCCCCUUCGCUGUCGCCGCUAUUCUCAGGAAUGUCAAGUUCACCGAGUUGAACUACAAGAACUUUAUUGACUUGCAGGAUAAACUCCAUAUGAACAUUUGCAGGAAGCGUACUUUGGUCGCCAUUGGAACCCACGAUCUCGACACCAUCCAGGGUCCCUUCACCUACGAGGCUUUGGCCCCUAAGGAUAUUCAGUUCGUUCCCUUGAACCAGGAGAAGAACAUGAACGGCGAGGAGUUGAUGACCUUCUACGAGAACGACAAGCAUCUCGGAAAGUUCUUGCCCAUCAUCCGUGACUCGCCCGUCUACCCCGUCAUCUAUGACAAGAACCGCCAGGUCUUGUCCUUGCCCCCCAUCAUCAACAGCAACCACUCCAAGAUCACUCUCGAUACCAAGAACGUCUUCAUUGAGUGCACGGCUACUGACUUGACCAAGGGCAAGAUUGUCCUCAACACCAUGGUUGCCAUGUUCUCCGAGUACUGCGCCGAGCCCUUCACCAUCGAGCCCGUUGAGGUCAUCUACGAGGAUAACCGUCAGCCCACAGGAGUCACCCCUGACCUUACUUCGCGCACCGCCACGGCCAAGGUCGACUACAUCAACAGCUGCACUGGAUUGAAGCUCAGCCCUGACGAGAUCUGCAAUCUCUUGAACAAGAUGUCAUUGGAGGCUGUCCCCAGCAAGGAGGACAAGAACGAGGUUGUUGUCCAGGUCCCCGUCACCCGUUCGGAUGUUCUUCACCAGUGCGAUAUCAUGGAGGAUGUUGCCAUCGCCUACGGAUUCAACAACUUGCCCCAUACCACCCCCUCUGUCAGCACCAUCGGAAAGCCCUACCCCCUCAACAAGUUGGCCGACACUGCCCGUGUCGAGUUGGCUCUUGCUGGAUGGAGUGAGGUCAGCCCCCUGACCUUGUGCUCGCACGAUGAGAACUUUGCCUUCUUGCGCCAGAAGGAUCCCGGCAACAUUGCCGUCCGUCUCGCCCACCCCAAGACGAUCGAGUACCAGGUUGUGCGCACAUCGCUCCUCCCCGGAGUGUUGAAGACGUUGAAGGAAAACAAGAAGCACUCAUUGCCCAUCAAGGUCUUUGAGGUCGGUGACACUGCCAUCAAGGACGACACCCAGGAGCGUCGCUCGCGUAACGUCCGCAAGGUCUGCGCUACUUAUUCCAACAAGACCAGUGGCUUGGAGCAGAUCCAUGGUUUGCUUGACCGCACCCUCCAGAUGUUGCAUUGCCAGCCCGUUGAUAAGAGCAGCACUGCCCCUGGAUACUGGAUCCAGGACUCUGAGAACCCUACGUACUUCCCAUCAAGAAGCGCAGAUAUUUACCUCCGCCAGAAGGGAGAGACCAAGGUCAUUGGAUCGUUCGGUAUCCUCCACCCCGAGGUUCUGGAGAAGUUCGGCCUCAACUUCCCCACCUCUGCCAUGGAGUUCGAUCUCGAGCCCUUCCUGUAA
Molecule: messenger RNA, 1806 nt
Organism: Linnemannia hyalina
Lineage: Eukaryota; Fungi; Mortierellomycota; Mortierellomycetes; Mortierellales; Mortierellaceae
Source: the annotation of a GenBank genome assembly